Eimeria maxima is the source of this 2178-nucleotide messenger RNA. RefSeq lists its product as hypothetical. The coding region runs from base 1 to 2178 and encodes 725 amino acids. NCBI's taxonomy places the organism in Eukaryota, Apicomplexa, Conoidasida, Eucoccidiorida, Eimeriidae. The transcript is spliced from 3 exons. Gene Ontology annotation, biological process: regulation of transcription by RNA polymerase II. The record is from RefSeq and is a predicted model, not a curated record. Gene Ontology annotation, cellular component: nucleus. Gene Ontology annotation, molecular function: transcription cis-regulatory region binding.
AUGUGGCUACCUAGGGGACCUGCAGCAAACCUCUCCCGCGCUACGCGUCUUCGGCCGCUAAUAAGGCGGCUGCAGCAGCAGCAGCAACAGCAGCAGCAGCAACAAGAGCAGAAACAGCAGUUACUGGUUCGUCUUCAGUCGGUAGAAAGAAAAUUGCCUCCGAAAUGUCGCUGCGUUGCAGCUGCAGCUGCUGCUGCUGCAGCGGCUGCUGUAGCCGACGACGACAGCACAAGUAAUACUGGCAGCAGCAGCAACAGCAGCAGCAGCAGCAGCGGCCUUCAGCAACUUGCUUCUUCGUGUAAUGCUUGGAGCUGUAGCAGCUAUAUCAUUAGGGCCCUUGUUGGUAGGGGGGCCCCCUCGCUGCUCUCUUCAGAGCACAAGGGUGUCGCCUGCAGCAGCAGGAGCAGCAGCUGCGGCAGAGAGAGACAGGGUAGGGGGGCCCCUGCAAGGUGUUUGCAGCCAGCAGCAGCAGUACCAUCAAACCCUUUUUUUCCCUCGAGGGGCCCCCCCUUUAAAGGAGCAUAUAACCUAUCGGGGGGGGUCGAUGGGCAAGAAGGUGCCUUAGCUGCUGCUGCUGCUGGUUCUGGUGGUGCUGCAGCAGGGGGCCCCCCUCAGCAGGUUGGUGCCGCCGAUAACGAGGGAGCCUCCCCUCCUCCUCCAGAGGGUACUAACAGUGAGGGGCCCCCGGAUGGGGCCCCCGAGGUAUCUUUUUUUUAUAAUGCACAAGGGUUAAAGAUUCAGGUGUACAGGUGGCGUCACGACAGGAAGACACAGCAGCAGCAGCAGCAGCAACAGCAGCAACAACAACAAGAACAUCCCCAGCAGGAGGAGCAGCAGAAGGAGGGUACAGAAGAAGGUUCAAAAGGGGCCCCUCAGAAGGGCCUCUGGGGGCCCAUAAAUAAGGAUAGGAGGAUGGCUGCAGCACAACGACGCAAACGUGCUGCUGCUGCUGCUGCUGCUGCUGCAGCAGCAGCAGACCCCAAAGCAGCAGCUUCUUCUGUUGCAGCAACAGAUUUUGCAUAUAAUGACAUUUUCAAUACUGAUUUCUGCAGAACGCCAGAAACUGAUGCAGCAGCAGACGCAGCAGCUGCUGCUGCUGCUGCUGCUGAUGCAGCAGGAGCAGAUACGAACACAGCAGCUGCUGCUGCUGCAGCUGCUGCUGCUGCUGCAGCAGAAGCAGAAGAUGCACUAGGGCUACAAGGAUUAGUGCUGCUAUCUCCAAUGCUGCAGCUAUCAAGGAGACGUCAUCUGCAGCGAGUGCCGCUGCUGCAGUAUGCUGCAGCUGCUGUUGCUGCUCUUAGGCCGCAUGCAGCAAUCAUUCCCCCUAGAACUAGUCGGCGUCGUUACCCUCACCUGCAUGAAUACUUUCAAUCAGACCCGUUAACAUAUAAGGGAGGUGUCCCCUUGGGGAUCGGGGUUCCCCUUAUAUGGCAGAUGGAGACAGCAACAGAGAGAGAGGAGCUGCUGCUGCUGCAGCAGCAAGAUGCUGCAUCUGUGCUGCUUAUUCAUACACUACAAGAUCCUUUAUGUGAUAUUAAUGGAUCUAUUACAUGUUUUAAUAACUUAUUGGGGGUACCUGAUAGACAGCUACUAGCUAUUGAAGGACGUGCUGCUGCUGCUGCUGCUGCUUCUCCUGCUACGCCUGGUGCUGAGCCUGCUGCGGAGAAAGGGGAAGACGGCAAGGGAACGAUAUCAAGACAGGAGGGAGACGACUGCAGCAGCACCAGCAGCAGCAGCUGCAGCACCAGGAGCAGCAGCAGUAGUAGCCUGCUGCAGCAGGUGCAUCCAAAGUUGCAUGCAGUGUACCCCGAGUUCAAUUUGGAAGUCCUUGCAUCUGACUACAACGAACAGCAGCAGCAGCAGCAGCAACAGCAGCAGCAGGAGCAGCAGGAAGCCCUAAUGACUGGGGUUGCUGCUUAUGAGCAACGCAUGCAAAUGCAUGCAAGCCCCACAAGUGUGGGACCCCACGUGUAUUAUUUAAAGGGUAUAGAUGUGUUGCAUGAUCUCCCUAAUGAGCCAGGGCAACAUCUUCUCUUUCGUCUCCUUGCUUCAUGGAUGAACAGCCGCUGUUCUCAGCAACAGCAACAGCAGCAGCAGCACCAGCAGCAACAGCAGCAGCAACAGGCGCAGGAUGAGGAGGUUGAGACGGGGAAGAAAACGCUGCAGCAGCGAUCAUAG